AUGGCUAAUGAGUCGGACUUUGAAGUAGGUAUUGCUGUCAUGGCCAUAGCAAUUGAUAGAGACAAGAACAGCCACCAUGCCGUGAAAUGGGCUAUCGAAAAAGGUUUGAAGAGGAACAGUCAGGUCAUCCUCGUCCAUGUCCAGAACCAACAAAACAUGCGGCCCCAGGGAGCCAUUGUCCCCAAAGAUGGUCGUGCACCAACAGAAUUGGAAUUGCAGCAAUUCUUUCUACCUUAUCGUGGAAUUUGUGCUCGAAAAGGGGUUCGAGCAAAGGAGGUGGUCCUCCACGACCUUGAUGUUGCCAAUGCACUUGUUGGUUUUAUCAAUAACAACUUCAUCAGUACUCUUGUUGUGGGUGCUUCGAGCCGGAGUGCCCUAACAAGGGCAUUUAGAAAUGUAGAUGUGCCAACUAAUUUAGGGAGGUCUGCUCCAAACUUUUGUUCAGUGUAUGCAAUAUCAUCUAAAGGAAAAGUUCAGAAUGUCAAGUUGGCUAGUCGACCUCCUACACCUAGUACAACUAGUUCUAGCCAGCAACAAUCUCAAGCAUCAGAUACCCCAUCCUCUGAGGAUUUUUAUCGAACAUAUAGCCGAAGGAGUUGGGGAAGCGAAGGCUCCGAGAAAAUGCCAUUUGAUAGAAGCAGCGAAAGGAUAUCCUUUGAUAGGAGUAGUGAGAGAAUAUCGUUUGGCAGCACGAGUGAUUUUAUGACGAUGACUCAUUCACCUGAGAGGGUCCCAACAGGCAACAAGAUUCCUUCGCCCCAACAAUCACUAGCCAAUCUUAUUAAUCUUCAGCACGAAGUAGAGGAGGAAAUGAGGAGAUUAAAACUUGAAUUGAAGCAAACCAUGGAAAUGUACAACUCAGCUUGCAAAGAAACAAUGACUUCUAACCAGAAGGCAAGUGAAAUUAAUCUAUGGAAGUCAGCGGAGGCACACAAGUUAGAAAAAUCCAAGCAAGCCCAAGAAGCUGCUUUAGUCAUAUUAGAGGUGGAGAAGCAGAAAACCAAGGCUGCCAUGGAAGUGGCACAGAUGGCGCAACGUCUGGCAGAAUUGGAAUCCCAGAAACGAAGAGGUGCUGAAAUGAAGGCAAAGCAUGAGGAAGAAGAGAAAAAGAAAGUUAUGGAAGAGUUAGCACGCUUUGACAUUCGGUAUAGAAAAUACACCAUAGAAGCAAUUGAAAUUGCGACAAGUUACUUCUCCAUUUCAGCAAAGAUUGGUGAAGGAGGAUAUGGGCCUGUCUAUAAAGCUUUGCUUGAUCACACAACUGUUGCCAUUAAGGUUUUGAGGCCGGAUAUUUCACAAGGGCAGAAGCAAUUUCAACAAGAGGUUGAGGUACUAAGUCGCAUGAGACAUCCAAACAUGGUUCUCCUUGUUGGAGCUUGCCCUGAGUACGGAUGCCUUGUGUAUGAAUACAUGGAAAAUGGCAGCUUAGAAGACCGGCUAUUCCGUAGAAACAACACUCCCACAAUCUCAUGGAGAACCCGUUUCAAAAUAGCUUCUGAAACUGCUACUGCCCUUCAUUUUUUUCACCAAACAAAACCCAAGCCUCUGGUGCAUCGCGACCUCAAACCUGCCAACAUUCUCUUAGACCGAAACUAUGUGAGCAAGAUUAGUGAUGUUGGCUUAGCCAGGCUGGUUCCACCAUCCGUGGCUGAUGGGGUAACUCAAUAUCACAUGACAGCAGCAGCCGGGACAUUCUGUUACAUUGAUCCAGAGUAUCAACAAACAGGGAUGCUAGGCACAAAAUCUGACAUAUAUUCGCUUGGUGUAAUCUUAUUGCAAAUUCUUACAGCAAAACCUGCAAUUGGUCUAACAUACCACAUGGAGAGGGCAAUCCAGAAAGGAACAUUUUCAGAGAUGCUUGAUCCAACAGUGACUGAUUGGCCUAUUGAGGAGGCUUUGUCAUUUGCAAAACUAGCUUUACAGUGUUGUGAGCUGAGGAGGAAGGACCGGCCCGACCUUGGUUUGGUCAUAUUGCCCGAGCUGAAUCGACUAAGGGAUCUUGGGUAA
Ilex paraguariensis (yerba mate) is the source of this 2007-nucleotide messenger RNA. NCBI's taxonomy places the organism in Eukaryota, Viridiplantae, Streptophyta, Magnoliopsida, Aquifoliales, Aquifoliaceae. The record is from the annotation of a GenBank genome assembly.